AUGCGCGUCCUCUCCUUGUUUCUCUCUGUCCUUUCAGUGGGCGGCGCCCUGGCGGCCAAGAAGUCCGUCAAGGCCGACAGGUUCUCCCACUUCCACGACAAGUCGCUAGCGACCUCAUCGCCUGUCAAGCUCGACGAUGCCUCGUACCAGAAGCUGACCUCGACUCCUCGCGACUAUGCCUCGGCCAUUCUCCUGACCGCAAUGGAUGCUCGCUUUGCGUGCCAGCUGUGCCGAGAGUUCCAGCCCGAAUGGGACCUUCUCUCCAAGAGCUGGCUCAAGGGCGACAAGAAGGGCGAGUCGCGCCUCAACUUCGCGACCCUCGACUUUACUGAUGGACGGGAUACUUUCCUCAAGCUCGGCCUCCAAACCGCACCUGUCCUCUUCUUCUUUCCUCCGACUGUUGGCCCCAAUGCUCCCUCCUCCCCCGAGCCACUGCGAUAUGACUUCUCUAGCGGACCCCAAACUGCCGAGCAAGUUCAUGCUUGGAUCUCUCGACACAUCCCUGAUGGUCCGCAUCCUCCGGUUAAGCGCCCUAUUAACUGGAUGCGGUGGAUUGCUGGCACGACUAUGACCCUCGGAUCCGUCACUGUCGCCUUUGUCGCCUGGCCCUACGUUCUUCCCAUCAUCCAGAACCGCAAUGUCUGGGCCGCCAUCAGCCUGGUCUCCAUCCUCCUCUUCACGAGUGGCCACAUGUUCAACCACAUCCGCAAGGUUCCCUACGUCGCUGGCGACGGCAAGGGCGGUAUCAGCUACUUUGCAAGUGGCUUCCAGAACCAAUACGGCCUGGAGACUCAGAUUGUUGCUGCCAUGUAUGGUGUCUUGUCUUUCGCUGCUAUUGCUCUUGCGCUUAGGGCGCCAAGGAUAGCCGAUGCCAAGACCCAGCAGGUCGCCAUUCUGGCCUGGGGCGGCAUACUGUUUGUUAUGUACAGCUUCCUCCUGAGCGUCUUCCGCAUCAAGAACGGUGGCUACCCCUUCUCCCUGCCGCCCUUUAUGGGAGUCGUGGGCCUGGCCGAUGUCGUUAUCCGGUGCACGACGAAGCUCUACGAGCUAGUCAGGCGCAUAUCAACUGCCUCACAGUCUGCAGCGAGGCUACAAGCUCUACUGCAAGAGUUUGUCGGCGUCAUUGGGCUCGUCCGUGAAGACUUGGAACAGGCCCGCAACCCAACCUGGAAACCUCACGAGAACUGCGAUCAAAUCCGGCGUCAAGUCUACGUAUCACUGAGAGCCCACGAGCAGAUCAAAAACUUGCUCAGAGGCAAGAGCACCAGCCAACUUCGCCAAGGUUGGCUGCAAAUAUUCAAAAGCAAUGUGGCAUUCGCUCUCAACGAAGCUCAGAUUAAGCAUGGUAUCAAGGCCAUCAAUCAUCACCAGCUGACUCUGACAAGCUCGAUCCAAGUUCGUACGAGCCACGAUGUCAAUCUCCUACAUCGACAAAUGUUGGUCCUCUCUCAAGGCAUACAAAACACCAACCAAGCCAUCGCGGUGUCGACCCAGGCCUCGCAGCAAGAGCUUGUGUCGUCGCAAAAGUGA
Thyridium curvatum is the source of this 1530-nucleotide messenger RNA. RefSeq lists its product as uncharacterized. Bases 1 to 1530 code for a protein of 509 amino acids. Lineage: Eukaryota; Fungi; Ascomycota; Sordariomycetes; Thyridiales; Thyridiaceae. Gene Ontology annotation, cellular component: oligosaccharyltransferase complex. The record is from RefSeq and is a predicted model, not a curated record. The transcript is spliced from 6 exons.